CCACCCAGCCUGGGUGGUCAGGCACCCGUCUCUGGGCUCCUGCGGCUCCCUGGAUUUUCCCAUCCCAGACUGGCCACUCUGGAUGGCUACGACUUCCCGGCUGUUCUGCGCUGGUUCGCGGAGCGCGUGGACCUCAUCAUACUGCUCUUCGAUGCUCACAAGCUGGAGAUCUCGGACGAGUUCUCGGAGGCCAUUGGCGCCCUGCGAGGCCACGAGGACAAGAUCCGUGUGGUGCUCAACAAGGCCGACAUGGUGGAGACACAGCAGUUGAUGCGUGUCUACGGGGCGCUCAUGUGGGCGCUGGGCAAGGUGGUGGGCACGCCCGAGGUGCUGCGCGUCUAUAUCGGCUCCUUCUGGUCCCAGCCCCUGCUGGUACCGGACAACCGGCGCCUCUUCGAGCUGGAGGAACAAGACCUUUUCCGGGACAUCCAGGGCCUGCCGCGCCACGCGGCGCUGCGCAAGCUCAAUGACCUGGUGAAGAGAGCCCGGCUGGUGCGGGUUCACGCCUACAUUAUCAGCUACCUGAAGAAGGAGAUGCCCUCCGUGUUUGGGAAGGAGAACAAGAAGAAGCAGCUGAUCCUCAAGCUGCCUGUCAUCUUUGCCAAGAUUCAGUUGGAGCAUCACAUAUCUCCCGGUGACUUCCCGGACUGCCAGAAGAUGCAGGAGCUGCUGAUGGCUCACGACUUCACCAAGUUCCACUCGUUGAAGCCGAAGCUGCUGGAGGCCCUGGAUGAGAUGCUGACCCACGACAUUGCCAAGCUCAUGCCCCUGCUCCGGCAGGAGGAGCUGGAGAGCACGGAUGUGGGUGUGCAGGGGGGCGCUUUCGAGGGCACCCACAUGGGUCCCUUCGUGGAGCGGGGGCCCGAUGAGGCCCUGGAGGACGGCGAGGAGGGCUCGGAUGACGACGCCGAGUGGGUGGUGACCAAGGACAAGUCCAAGUAUGAUGAGAUCUUCUACAACCUGGCGCCGGCCGACGGCAAGCUGAGCGGCACCAAGGCCAAGACCUGGAUGGUGGGUACCAAGCUCCCCAACUCCGUGCUGGGCCGCAUCUGGAAGCUGAGCGAUGUCGACCGCGAUGGCAUGCUGGACGACGAGGAGUUCGCCCUGGCCAGCCACCUCAUCGAGGCCAAGCUUGAGGGCCACGGGCUGCCGACCAACCUGCCCCGCCGCCUGGUGCCACCUUCCAAGCGGCGCCACAAAGGCUCGGCCGAGUGAGCCAGCCCCCGCCCCACCCUUGCCUGCCCGUUCCUCCCUCUUGCCCUGCUGUGGCUCCCCAGCUCCGGAUGGCUGCACACACAUCUCCACCCCCGGCCCACAAGCGCGCUGCCUGCCCACUCUCCCAGCUGUAAGGAUGGGGGUCCCACUGCCCCCACUCCCCACUGUCAGACAGUGGGGACCAGAGGAGGGGCAAGGCUUCUCUGCCCACUCUUUACACCUCUACCCUCACGUUACACUUAGCACAUCAUUCCACACUUAACACACAGAAGCACCCGUCCGUGCCUCAUUCAUUCACGUAUUUAUUGAGCACCUUCUAUGUUCAGGGCUCCUUCUAGACACUGGGGAGUAAAGCAGACACAUUUAUCUGCUGCUCUCAUGGAGCUGACAUUCUCAGGAGAGGGCACACCCCAGGGUCACUCACACUCAGACACACACCCAGCGCCAACCAGCCUGAUCCCUGGAUCUGAGCGAGACCCCUCGCCGAUCCCCGUAAGUGAACCGCCUCCUGGUUGAAAUGACUAACACAGGGGCCCCACCGCCCCUCUUCCUCUUGCCCAUCGGGGCAAGGCCCCUCCAUCCCAUCGGGUCCUCAGGCCGAGGGACCACGGGGGCUCAGAGCAGGGAGAUGCAACCUCCUACUUCCUCCGCGGGGACCCCUCUCAGCCCCUCCCCCCAGUUCCGGCCACGCCCCUUUUUUGAUUAAGGAUCCUCCGUGGACGAAAAGCCCCCUCCACGCCUGCUGCUCCCAGACCCGCGCACACUCCUGUCCUCCACAGCUCACCUGCUCUGGACUGAAAGCCUGGCCUGCUACCCGCCCCCCGCAGCCCAGGCUCCCCACAACUGAUGGUCUGCAUUUCAGACGGCUGGGGGCACGGCCUCUCCGCCCACCGUCCAUGUUUAAGUGGAGCUCCUGCCAGAUAAGAAAGCCCCAGGAUGUCAUUUUAGUCCCCUUUUCAGGGACGUCGUGGGGGGAGGGGUUCUUGGUGCUACAGCCCUCCCUCCCCUCCCCUAGAAGGAACUCUCACCCCCCACUACACACAUCUUUACCUGCCUUCACCACAUAUUAAUUAGUGCUUGAUCCUGGUGGGGGACCCCACUGAAAAAGAUGGGGCGAAGAGCGAAAUAGAUGGGGAUGACGCCCCCUCCAGGGAGCUCGCUGGGAUUUCCACGCCCAUCACCCCUCACCCCGUGCCCGGGAGGGGACUGUGAACGUAAUAGCGUUCCCACAGUGCAAAUAAAGCCAAGGCUUCUUUCCCA
Odocoileus virginianus texanus is the source of this 2475-nucleotide messenger RNA. Lineage: Eukaryota; Metazoa; Chordata; Mammalia; Artiodactyla; Cervidae. The record is from RefSeq and is a predicted model, not a curated record.